This is a messenger RNA of Sinocyclocheilus grahami, 1599 nucleotides long. Its product is annotated as cadherin EGF LAG seven-pass G-type receptor 1-like. The transcript is spliced from 3 exons. The record is from RefSeq and is a predicted model, not a curated record. Gene Ontology annotation, cellular component: plasma membrane. The coding region runs from base 1 to 1599 and encodes 532 amino acids. Gene Ontology annotation, molecular function: calcium ion binding. Gene Ontology annotation, biological process: homophilic cell-cell adhesion. Lineage: Eukaryota; Metazoa; Chordata; Actinopteri; Cypriniformes; Cyprinidae.
AUGGAUCUACGCGCUGCCUCUUUAAGUGAUAAUGGAAUCCCUCAGAAGUCUGAUACCACCUAUGUGGAAAUCAUUGUUCUGGAUGCCAAUGAUAAUGUGCCACAGUUUGGGAGGGACAAAUAUCAGGGUACAGUAUUUGAAGACGCACCUGUGUUCACCAGUGUGCUCCAGAUAUCUGCUUCAGACAGGGACUCGGGGUCUAAUGGGCGUUUGAGCUACACCUUUCAAGGUGGCGAUGACGGGGAAGGAGACUUCAUGAUUGAGCAGUACUCUGGAAUUAUAAGAACCCAAAGGAAGCUGGACAGAGAGAACGUUCCAGUGUAUAACCUGAAGGCCUAUGCAGUAGAUAGAGGUGUUCCUCCUCUCAAAGUAGCGGUGGAGAUCCAGAUUUCUGUGUUGGACAUCAAUGACAAUGCUCCUGUUUUUGAGAAGGAUGAAUUGUUUAUCUACAUCAAAGAAAACAGUCCUGUUGAUUCAGUGGUUGCCCGGAUCAACGCCAUGGAUCCAGAUGAAGGAACCAACGCUCAAAUAUUGUACCAGAUUGUGGAAGGAAAUAUCCCGGAGGUCUUUGAUUUGGAUAUAUUCACUGGAGACUUAAAAGCACUCGUGGAUUUGGACUACGAGACCAAAAUGGAGUAUGUCAUAGUCGUACAGGCCACGUCCGCACCUUUGGUCAGCAGAGCAACCGUCCGCAUUCGUCUGAUUGAUGUCAACGACAACGAUCCUGUCCUGCAGGAUUUCGAGAUUAUCUUCAAUAACUACGUCACCAACAAAUCCAACAGUUUUCCAUCUGGGAUUAUAGGAAAGGUACCUGCCUAUGACCCAGAUGUGUCAGAUGAGCUCAAGUAUAGUUUCACUGAAGGAAAUGAGCUGAGUUUGCUGAUUCUAAACCCAAAUACUGGAGAGCUCAAACUCAGCAAAGAUCUGGAUAACAACAGACCUCUGGAGGCCACCAUGAAAGUUUCUGUCACAGAUGGUAUCCACCAAGUGACGGCCUUCUGUACUCUCCAUGUAACCAUCAUCACUGACGAGAUGCUAACGAACAGCAUCACUGUCCGUCUGGAGAACAUGUCCCAGGAACGCUUCCUAUCCCCGCUGCUCUCUCUAUUCGCCGAAGGUGUGGCAGCCGUUCUCUCAACUAGUCGAGAAGGAGUUUUCAUCUUCAACGUCCAGAAUGACACAGAUGUCAGCGGCAACAUCCUCAAUGUCACCUUCUCCGCCUUGCUUCCUGGAGGAGCUCCGGAUCGCUACUUCCCUUCGGAAGAACUUCAGGAGCAAAUCUACCUGAACCGAACUCUGUUACAGAAAAUCUCCAGCCAAAGUGUCCUUCCAUUUGAUGACAACAUCUGCCUGCGGGAACCUUGCGAGAACUACAUGAAAUGCGUCUCUGUGUUAAAGUUCGAUAGUUCUCCACCUUUCACAGCCUCAGAUACAGUUCUCUUCAGACCAAUCCAUCCGAUUAACGGCCUGCGCUGCCGUUGUCCGGCAGGUUUUACCGGCGACUACUGCGAGACCGAGAUUGAACAGAUUCAACUCACCUUCUCAGCAGGUACAAGUCCUACCACUGUUACAAUUGAGAAGACCAGGUCAUCGAUAUGA